AUGUUCAAGUUGUAUCAUUUAGUUUUAAUUGUUUUGUUUUUUGAACUAAGCCAAGCUAAAGAGGACAGAUGCAAUCAUCAGAUAGAUGCUGGCCUUUGCUACGGCAACGUUCCUGUUUACGCAUUCGACAGUAAUACUGGAUCAUGUACAGAUUUAGCAUACGGUGGAUGCGGCGGCAACGACAACAACUUCAAAACAUUGGAAGAGUGCCGUAGCGCCUGUGAAAACUGA
Diatraea saccharalis (sugarcane borer) is the source of this 231-nucleotide messenger RNA. NCBI's taxonomy places the organism in Eukaryota, Metazoa, Arthropoda, Insecta, Lepidoptera, Crambidae. The record is from the annotation of a GenBank genome assembly.